Molecule: messenger RNA, 4332 nt
Organism: Synchiropus splendidus (mandarinfish)
Lineage: Eukaryota; Metazoa; Chordata; Actinopteri; Syngnathiformes; Callionymidae
Gene: mapk8ip2
Product: mitogen-activated protein kinase 8 interacting protein 2
Exons: 14
Coding region: 355-4125 (1256 amino acids)
Biological process (GO): regulation of JNK cascade
Cellular component (GO): cytoplasm
Molecular function (GO): protein binding
Source: RefSeq, a predicted model, not a curated record
CCGCACUGCUGCCUCUGCUGUCAGCGGCAUCACAUCCGCGACCGCUCGGACAUACUGAGGGACUCGUUUCUCUCGAGCAAUCUCCUACGGACGAGGAAGAAGAAGAAGAAGCAGAAGCCGAGGCGUCUCUCCCGUCUGGCCACCUGCUUGGAUGGAUGCUGGGGGGCAGCGUUUGAUGUCGCUACGCAGGCUGUGACUGAAGGCUUGCGGCCAGCGGGGGCUGGAGGGGGCAUUUCCCCAGGAGCACGGAAGAGACAGACACCUGUCUCCCUGCCCUCGUGUGUCGACUUGCAUGGACCCGAGCUCACCGUCUUUCUCUGCAGUCGCUCCGUGAGUCAUUAGUGGGAGAAGAAGAUGGCGGACAGGGCUGAGAUGUUUUCCCUCUCCACUUUCCAUUCCCUCUCUCCUCCCGGCAGCAGGCCGGCCCAUGACAUCAGCCUGGAGGAGUUUGACGAUGAAGACCUCUCUGAAAUCACAGAUGACUGUGGUAUUGGUCUCAAUUAUGACUCCGAUCCUUACGAAAAGGACUCUCUGAUUUUGGAGAAGAGCGAUCUGCACCACCCAGUCUGCUCCUUCCAGGAUGACUUCCAAGAGUUUGAGAUGAUUGACGAUGAAGAUGAAGAAGAAGAGGAGGAAGAGGAGGAAGACGACAUGGACCCUCCAUCCCCCUCUGCCUCCCCGCCUCCCUCUCCUACGUUUGGCACACUAAAGAGCCGUCCCACGACUUUAAACCUCACCACUGCGGUGUCACAGGAUUCAUUGAACAACAACAGCAGUCUGUCCCCCAAGAAGGGUAGCUGGCAAGACUCCAUACGCAACCCAACCACCCAGGGCCGUCUGACUCCGACCCACAAGUGUCUGGAGGAUGGCAGCCAUGUCACAGGCCAAUGUCCGGCGUCUCCUGUUACCCAGGCACCUGGGUCCCAGAGCAAAGGUACUCCAGCAACACAGGCAGGGGAGGGCGGGAAUCCCCAGUCCCCUCACAGGCCCCUCCUCUGUGACAUGGAGGGCAACAGGCGGGAGAGGCCAGAAUACGGCUCCUUCGGUCAGCAUAAAUCCCACCCUGUUGAUGUCAAUCAAGCAAAGUCCGACCCGACAAUCAAGACGACAAGAGUGCCCUCCGUAGAUGAACAUUCCCAGUGUUCGGACACCGAAGUGGACCACGAUCUGAACAACGGCCACAUCCACAAACACCUCAACCGGCGCGCCACAGACACUUACACCAUCACCAGUGAGUCAGGAAUGGAGCCGGAGAAUGACCAAGAUCCAGAUGGAACCAGUCACUGCUUGUCAUCCACCGCCCCCAUGGGGGCCACUGACGGAGCCGACACGCCGUUGUCGGAUGAGGAGCUGGAGAAGGAUUUUGACGUGGAGUUCAUGUGCAAGGAAACAUAUGAUAUCGUCUGUAAGGAGAGUCAGUCUGAGUAUGUGGAGUUUCCCUCGAUUGAGCCCUCUGAUCCAGCCUCCAUGUCCUUGAGCUGCUCAGAAGCAAGGUCCCACAGUGCUCAGUUUCCACCGAUUUCCGCGGCUGCUGCCAAUGACUCCACAUCGCCAUCUUCAGACCCGGGGAUCGCAGACAUGAACCAGCAGGGCUACAUGACUUCAGACGUGGACAGGGAUCUCAGCUCUCCAGGUUCUGACUCGGACGUGGAGGGCGAGCUGGAGGCUGCGUUCGCUUGUGGGGGUGAGGCGGUCUCCAAUAUGAUCUCCUCCAUCUCGGAAACAGAGCUGGAUCUGACCAGCGACGACAGUAGCAGCGGACGCUCGUCUCACCUCACCAACUCGAUCGAGGAAGCCAGCUCUCCUACAUCUGACCAGGAGCUGGACCCGGACACAGAGCUGGAGCAGGACAGUGGAAUCGUAGGUCUCAAGGCCUCUUUGUUUUUGGGCCAGCCAGACCCUAUCAAAGAUGGCUCUCCUCUGCCGUCACCAUCUCCUUUACCCUCACCCACCAUCGCCACCCCAUCUCCCAUUGACUCACCCAUCCUGCCUCACGAGUCUUUUGAUGAUGGCCAAGCGCUGAUCGGGCUUCAGAGAGUGGACGAUUUGUCUUUCGAGCACCAGGCCGACCCUGAUGAGACUCUGCCUCCCGCCCAACACUGUGAGGACCGGCUGUCCAGGCAGAUGGUUCUGCAGAUUGAACCGGACCACGGCCUGGAGAGCUUCAAGCGCUCCUUCUAUUUACCCGUAGGACCCAGACUUAUGCCGACCGCAGACGAAUACGACGGAACCAGUGAGGGGGAUUCAGAGUCAGAGAGUGAGGAUGACCUGAGUGAGAACUCCGACUCCCCGUGGCUCCUCAGCAAUCUGGUCAACAGGAUGAUUUCGGAGGGUUCUUAUCCCAUCAGCUGCCCGGAGGAGUGCUUCAAGAGGAAGGUCUCUGUCUCUGACACCAUCUCACCGUCGUCAGACAUUGGUGAUAGCGAGAAUUUCAACGGUGAUGAUCAGGAGAAGAAGACGAGGAUGGAUGGAUCUGUGGGGGAGAAAGACAGGUUAAGAGAGGAUCCUUCAGGUGAAGCUGUGGUGGUGAGUUCUUGUGUCUAUAAGAAGGAUUUGACUGCAGAUCUGUCAAGCCCUGUGGUGCUAGAACGCUGUACGGACAAUACGGCUGCCAGCGCCUUUUAUUCCAAACAGAAGAACUUCUCAGAUGGACCGACCAAGAACACCAGAAGAACCGUGGAAGAAGACGAGCCAAACAACGACCUAACAAUGCUCAAUGAAAGAAAGGACCUGGACUCGCCCAGCUUCAGCGAGAGCAUCGUCAGUGACAAAGAUGAAGGUCGUGAGACCGAGCCCCGGACCACCAGUCGGUCCUCUGCUUCACUGGAGCGCAUCACCGAGGUGAAGAACAGUCUGACCUUGGAUAUUCCCACGGCGCAGACAAACAGAUGCUUCAGCCUGACUUACUCUACAGACAAUGAUGAGGAUGAUGAGGAAGAGGGCAGUUCUUAUCCGUUCUUGGAGAGCGCAGGAAGUCGACCUUACCAAGAAAGUGAGUUGGAGCUGGACAGUUCACCUCCCAUCGAUUCUAGUGUGCCGGACCCGCCUGUGUCCGAGCAUGACCUCCCACUGUGCGCCAAGGAACUGGUGAUGAGACAGCCGAGUGAAGAUGAUGGACUGGCCUAUGACUCCAUGAAGUACACCCUAGUGGUGGAUGAGAACACCACCCUGGAACUGGUCAGCCUAAGAAGAUGCACCUCAGUCUUGAGCGAUGACAGUGAACUUUCAACGCUCUGUGAUGAGGAGCCUCUGGGCACGAGGCAGGUGGGAUACGGUUGUGAGGAAGAAGAAGGAAGACCAGAACUGCUGAGUUCUUCUGAAGAUUCUUCCCCUGAAGCUGACCUUCCGUUCUCUAAGAAGUUCCUGAACGUGUUUGUCAAUAGCACUUCACGUUCCUCCAGCACUGAAUCAUUUGGACUCUUCUCUUGCACCAUCAAUGGGGAGGAGAGGGAGCAGACUCACAGGGCGGUUUACAGGUUCAUUCCCAGACAUGCUGACGAGCUGGAGUUGGACGUGGACGACCCUCUGUUUGUGGAGGAGGAGGAGGACGACUACUGGUACAGAGGCUACAACAUGAGGACGGGGGAGCGAGGGAUCUUCCCGGCGUUUUAUGCUCAUGAGGUCAUGGGCCAGUCCAAGGAGUUGAUGGGAAUGAAGCGAAAUCCUGCCUGGAUGGAGACUUACUGUGUUCAGUUCUUGGGCUCGGUUGAGGUGCCGCACCACCAGGGUAACGGGAUCCUCUGCGCCGCCAUGCAGAAGAUCGCCGUUUCCAGGAAGAAGACAGUCCACCUGCGGCCUCCGUCCAUGUGUGAGCUGGAGAUCAGCCUGCAGGGAGUCAAACUGGUCAUGAGCCUGGAGGAUGAGUACGACUCGCUUGAUGAGUUCGACCGAUGUAGUCACUUCUUCCAGAUGAAGAACAUCUCCUUCUGUGGAUGCCAUCCAAAGAACAACUGCUACUUUGGCUUCAUCACUAAACACCCCAUGCUGAACAGAUUUGCCUGCCAUGUGUUCGUGUCCCAGGAGUCCAUGCGACCUGUAGCAGAGUGUGUUGGACGAGCCUUCCAGGAGUAUUACCAGGAGCAUCUGGAGUACGCCUGCCCCACUGAGGACAUCUAUCUGGAGUAGUCGCCAUUGAAAACCACUCUUUCUCGCUCGAGUAUAUCCGUCAAGUUUGCCACCGGAGGGCGAUCCAUCGGAGUCCAGCGAAAGAGGUGUCCCUCCGAAACCCGUGUUUGCUCAUCACCCUCUCCGUUUCUCUCCACCCGUCCUCGCCGACGGGAGGGAUUGCCUGUUUCUCUCAUCUUUUUUUAUGAUAUAAACUAUGACGCUGAG